Cyphellophora attinorum is the source of this 837-nucleotide messenger RNA. RefSeq names its product Nudix hydrolase 14, chloroplastic. Gene Ontology annotation, molecular function: ADP-ribose pyrophosphatase activity; ADP-glucose pyrophosphatase activity. The transcript has a single exon. Gene Ontology annotation, biological process: nucleoside phosphate metabolic process; ribose phosphate metabolic process. The record is from RefSeq and is a predicted model, not a curated record. Bases 1 to 837 code for a protein of 278 amino acids. Lineage: Eukaryota; Fungi; Ascomycota; Eurotiomycetes; Chaetothyriales; Cyphellophoraceae.
AUGUCAACAGGAACCUUUGCGUGGAACUUCCCGAAUGUCGAGAUCAAGCUACCGGAAGGCCUCCCUGGCAAGCAGUUGCUCGACUUUAGGCCGUUUGACCAAUGGUGGAGGACUCUGUCCGAAUCGCUUCGAGGUCAGGACAACCCAACACAUCCAUUUCACGCUUCGCCAUACCGACUUGAGGCCAUUGAGAUUCAAAGCGUCGAUCACUUCGGAUCCCGCAUCGGCUUCAUCAAACUCAAAGCCACAAUGCGCAACGGCGAUGGCGAAAUAAUACCAGGCGCUGUCUUCAUGCGAGGCGGCAGUGUGGCUAUGCUUAUCAUCGUCUCAGAGGACGCAUCCGAAGCAGACGCCGAGUCGCAUGUCAUCCUCACAGUCCAGCCCCGCAUCCCAGCCGGUAGCCUCAGCUUCGUCGAGUUACCAGCCGGCAUGAUUGACGACUCAGGCACCUUCAGCGGCGCUGCAGCAAAGGAGAUCAAGGAAGAGACUGGUCUCGACAUUAAGGAAGACGAACUCAUCGACAUGACCCAACUAGCAAUCAAGCAACAGUCCGAAGAAGACAAGGACGGCGGUUGUGAAGUCCAUCUACAGGAAGGAUCAUAUCCCUCACCAGGCGGUUCCGACGAAUUCAUACCUCUCUUCGUCGUGCGCAAACAGAUGCCGAAGCAAGAGAUCGAGGCUCUGAGAGGCAAGCUGACGGGACUUCGUGAGCAUGGCGAGAAGAUCACGCUCAAGCUGGUACGGCUUGAGGAUGUGUGGAAGGUAGCGGCGAGAGAUGGGAAGACUCUUGCAGCUAUUGCAUUGUACGAGGCUCUCAAUCGUGAGGGCUUACUGUGA